Molecule: messenger RNA, 186 nt
Organism: Prunus armeniaca (apricot)
Lineage: Eukaryota; Viridiplantae; Streptophyta; Magnoliopsida; Rosales; Rosaceae
Source: the annotation of a GenBank genome assembly
AUGAGUGGAGAAGAAUUAGCGGGGCCCCCAGCACCAAAGCUCCUUCGUCUGCUUUAUUUUGUCGGCGCUGGCUUUAUUUGCACUGUUGGAAUCAACAAAUGGCGUGAGAUUCAGCGCAAGUCCAUUUUACAACAGCAGCAGCAGCAGCAACAACUCCCUGAAAAUGCCGCAAAUGCCCUUGAGUGA